This is a messenger RNA of Dermatophagoides pteronyssinus (European house dust mite), 1129 nucleotides long. RefSeq lists its product as uncharacterized. NCBI's taxonomy places the organism in Eukaryota, Metazoa, Arthropoda, Arachnida, Sarcoptiformes, Pyroglyphidae. Gene Ontology annotation, biological process: sodium ion transmembrane transport. The record is from RefSeq and is a predicted model, not a curated record. Gene Ontology annotation, cellular component: plasma membrane. Gene Ontology annotation, molecular function: ligand-gated sodium channel activity.
AUGAUUGAUAAUAAUGAUCGUUAUACAGCAUAUAUUAAUGUUGAAUUAAAUUUUCCAACAUCCGUAUCGAUUGGUUCAACAUUACAUGAUAAUACAUUACAAAAUGCUGAUAUUAUUAUCGCUAUACAUCCACCGAAUUUAUUGCCAACAAUGUUGGAUACAGAAUUUUAUCGUAUUGAUCCAAAUAAUUUAUAUGAAAUACAAUUUACAAAAGAAGUUACAAAAUUGAAAGAAGAACCAUAUCGUACAAAUUGUACAAAAUAUAAUCCAUUUGAUCGACAAUCUGAAAUAAACACCCCACGAUCAAGAAAUGAAUGUGUAAAUCUAUGCAUAUUACGUGAAAGUUUAAACAAUAAAAAUGAUCAACAACAACAACAAAAAUGUAUUUAUUAUCAUAAUGUUAUUAGUAGUUAUAUGUUAAAUUAUUUCGAAGGAAAAUUGGAUACAAUGAAUGCAAAAUUCUGUACAUCACGUAAUUAUUUAAGCUAUGUAAAUUUUACAAAAAUUCGUAGCCAAUGUUAUAAAGAUUGUCAUCCGGAUUGUAUUGAAGAAAAUUAUAAAACAACUAUCGAUGUAUCAAUUAUUGAUGAUGAUGAUGAUAAUGAUAAUGAUGAUGGUAAAAUUUUUACCAGUGCUGUUGGACCAUUUUUAAUUGAUGAACGUUUUUUUGCUACUGGUUUUAAUUCACGGGAUAAUUCAAUCGAAACAGCAAAUGUUAAUAAAAAACAAACCAAAUCAAUGAUAAUAAUAUGGCCAAAUCGUGAAAUGUAUCGUGAAGUUGAACAUGAAGGUGAAAUAAAUUUUUUUGAAUUAAUUGGUUGUCUUGGUGGUCAUGCACAUAUUUGGUUAGGUUUAUCAAUUAUACAAUUUUAUGAUGUAUUUGCUGAUCUAAUAUCACGUAUACGUUAUAGUUGGGAAUUGAUACGGCAAAAAUUUCAAUUUAUUCAAAAAAUUUAUCCAAAACAAAGAAAACCAUAUAAUCGGUGUCGUCCAUUUUCAACAAGUUUAAAUCAUCAACGAUAGAUGGUGUGUGGAAAAAAAAUUGGCAACAAAAAAAAAAUUUAAAAUUUGAAUUUUGAAUUUGAAAUUUUGUUUUUAUUUUCAAAAAAAAUGAUGACUUGUUGUACUU